Molecule: messenger RNA, 2544 nt
Organism: Drosophila santomea
Lineage: Eukaryota; Metazoa; Arthropoda; Insecta; Diptera; Drosophilidae
Product: acid sphingomyelinase-like phosphodiesterase 3b
Molecular function (GO): hydrolase activity
Source: RefSeq, a predicted model, not a curated record
GAGCCACACACUCCUCGGCUUACGACUCCGCAAUCUGUAGAUGUUCGCCAAUUUACGCGCCUUUGACGAAUCGUCGUACUCCGUGUGAAUCAGCAUUAAGUUGGCGCGUUUUUAUUGCUCCGACUACGGGCAGAAAAAAAGGAGAUGAAAAGUGUCUCAUCACGGGGCAAGUGAAAUCACCAACUUUGACUAAUGAAUAAAAGUAGACAGUGCAAAAAGACGAAUUUGUGUGAGCGCCAAAGACAAGACAGUCAAAGGAAAAGUUCCAAGGAGGCGUAAAUCGUUGCCAGGAUGCUGUUAGCUCCAAUCAGCUGGCUCUGGUUCUUGAUGGCCUACUACGGCCUGCCUGGCGCCCAGGCGCGGAUUGGCUACUUCUGGCACAUCAGUGACCUCCACCUGGACACGCUCUACUCCACGCAGGGCGACAUCUACCGGAGCUGCUGGGAGUUGGCACGAUCGGUUUCCGGCUCCAAUGCCAAUAGUGCGGCAUCGGAUCCACCGGGUCCCUUUGGACACUACAACUGCGACAGUCCGUGGAGUCUGAUAGAAUCGGCGGUGAAGACGAUGAAGGCCAAGCAGGGCGACAAUGUGGAGUUCGUCCUGUGGACAGGAGACGCCCUUUCCCAUUCCGCACAGCCGCUCUCCGAGCAGAAACAGCACGAGAUCCUGCGGAAUAUCACAGAGCUGCUGGGACGCAGCUUCUCCUCGCAGUUCAUAUUUCCCGUUUUGGGACACGAGGAUGGCAGUGGCAGCUAUCGCAGAUUGGGCGAACUGUGGCGCCACUGGCUGCCCUCCGAGGCCCUGGUGACCUUCGAUCAGGGCGGCUACUACUCCAUCGAGCAGACCAAGAGUCGACUGCGCAUUGUGGCAUUAAAUACGAAUUUCAUGCGACUUGAUCCCGAUCCGGAUCCAAGGGCAUCGCUAAGUUUGCGAUGGCCGGCGGAGUAUUUUGCCGAACCAAAGGCAUCCGUGAGCUCAAUUUCUGCAGAGGAUGAGCUGCUGGCGGAGCAACAGUGGCUCUGGCUGGAGGAGGUGCUCACCAAGUCGAGAGAGAAACAGGAAACGGUAUAUAUCGUGGGACACAUGCCACCGGGUGUGGAUGAACGUCACCUGGGCACGCAGCACAACCAGUUGACUUUCACGGAGCGCAACAACCAGCGCUACCUGGACAUGGUGCGUCGCUUUGCGCCGGUCAUCCAGGGUCAGUUCUUCGGCCACCUUCACUCGGACACCUUUCGUCUGUUCUACGAUGCCAAAGGCAAUCCCAUUUCGUGGCUGAUGAUUGCCCCAUCGAUUGUGCCCCGCAAGGCGGGCAUCGGCUCAUCGAAUAAUCCCGCCCUGCGGCUCUACAAGUUCGACACGGGCAGCGGCCAGGUGCUGGACUACACGCAGUUCUGGCUGGACCUACCACUGGCCAACCGGGCCAACGAGCCCACCUGGCAGCCGGAGUACAACCUGACGCACUACUACGCCCUGCCGGAGAUCUCCGCCGGAGCACUGCACAAUUUCGCCGAACGUUUCACGGGCACCGACCUCUCCUGGUUCACCAGAUACCACCGAGCCAACGCCGUGCGAUAUCAUUCGGGUUCGGCCUGCCCAGGACUCUGUAUGCUCAAUCAUUACUGCGCCAUCACGCGCCUGGACUACGAUGAGUUCCGGCUCUGCCUGGAGAAGGAGCAGCUGGCGCUGCAAGGACACGCCCCCGCCGCCCUAAUGCCCACAUCCUGGAGCUGGCUGCUCGGCGUGCUCGCCGUUUUUUAUGGCCUCCACGAGGGACGGCGGUGGUCAGGGGGAUGCAACAAUUGCCACAUCCAGCGAAUUUAAGCGUUCCCGCUUAAGCGGAACCAUAUCAAUGUGGGGCAAGACCCCAGGAUGCGGAGGCACUCAGAAAAAAGAUGGCAGCAAAUUAUGAGGGAAUCUUAUAAAUUCCCUUUAGCUCAAUGGUGGGAUAAAACGGAGAAGGUCCUUUCAAAAUGUGAUGUUGCAUUGGUUCAUUGUUACUUAUUCCUAAUUCGUAGUCAGUUUAAUUGUGAGAUGUUUAAGUUUAGAAAACAGGGUAAUUGUUGCUAGAAAUUAUUAUAUUAUAUUAUUAUUAUAUUAUUAUUAUAUUAUAUUAAUUGACCAUUAAAUUUAGUUUUAAAUUAAGCAGCAAAUAGGAUUUCAGUGGCACAUGCCACCUAAAAUGGGCGUUUUUUCUCUGAGUGCCCCGAUGCGGAAAUAGAUAGUAAUGGAUAUACGUAGGAAUGGGUGAGCUAACAAAAGAAAGAGAGGCAGAUAGCAAGGACGAGGACGAAGGAUAACUUGGCUGAGCAAUUCCUAUAUACAAGUAUAGCGCUAAUUUACUCUCAAUUAUGCUGCAUAUGAGCCAGUAUGCGUGCCAUAUCGUUUGUGUGUGUGAUAUGAUUACAAAGAAUCGUCUCUGCAUGUGUAUUCGCGGAUAUAUAUGCCUAUAUGUGUAUGUAUAUGUGUAUUGUAUGGACUUGGAUAUAUAUGUAUGUAUAUGGAUAUGCAUAUGUAUAUGUAUAUGUUUAUCUGGAUGUACUU